AUUGAUGUGGCUCUAUUCGUGGGCGAGAAACAAAGACACCUCGACCGCACGUCUUGAACGCCUGGACGUAGCUCUAUACGCAGCCACCUGUAUCCCGAUCCAAUUGCCUUCCACCCCUGGCACUCACACUUCUACCCCUUCUCAACCUCGAUCUCAAACCACAUCGUCUCACAAGAGACAGAGAUUGGAGCAAGCUGCCAAACGACGAGAUGAUCUUUUCUGGGCAACCAUCGUGAAUUUCAUGGAAUGUAAAUUACGUCUACCCAUGUCAGGUUUCGCUCAAACUUGCGCUUAUUCUUUGAUCACUUUCGAGCAAUGUGGAAAUCGUUCUUCUCUCUAUAUCUACAAGACUAGAUUCACUUUUGUCCUAGUGGUGGAUGAAGAAACUUUGAUAGUGGAGGUUAAAGAUUCGAGAAAAUGGGGGAAAAGAUGUAAGAUUUCAGAGUUGGGCAGAUUUGACAGAGAUCUGUUGGUAUACGAUCUCGAUCAGGGUGAUGAUACUACUUUACCUGCAUCUCCAUCCCAAUCUCGUCAAUCCCCCAUUCCGAAUCAAGGUAUCAGAGUGUUCACUCAAUAUGUGACUGAUUGCGCCAAGAUAGCACAGGACAUACCUAUCGAUGCGACCAUCGAUAGAAACAGUUUGAUCGAGUGCACUCGGAAGAUUUUCGACGAUUUGCUUGCUCAGAUCGAGAGUAUGGAUACGGGUAAGGGUGGAGGAAGCGGAUUGG
This is a messenger RNA of Tremella mesenterica DSM 1558, 728 nucleotides long. RefSeq lists its product as uncharacterized. The transcript is spliced from 2 exons. The annotation marks the transcript as partial. The record is from RefSeq and is a predicted model, not a curated record. NCBI's taxonomy places the organism in Eukaryota, Fungi, Basidiomycota, Tremellomycetes, Tremellales, Tremellaceae.